Messenger RNA from Hyaloscypha bicolor E, 2592 nucleotides. RefSeq names its product kinase-like protein. Gene Ontology annotation, cellular component: spindle pole body. Lineage: Eukaryota; Fungi; Ascomycota; Leotiomycetes; Helotiales; Hyaloscyphaceae. The record is from RefSeq and is a predicted model, not a curated record. The coding region runs from base 232 to 2277 and encodes 681 amino acids. The transcript is spliced from 4 exons. Gene Ontology annotation, molecular function: protein serine/threonine kinase activity; ATP binding. Gene Ontology annotation, biological process: peptidyl-serine phosphorylation; intracellular signal transduction.
CCCGGGCACUGCAUUGCAGUUGCCUCCACCAUCAUUUGAUGAUCUUUGCUGCAGGCACAUCGUCCAUCCGACAUUCUGCUCGCUGCAGCUGAUCCCCCUCAAUUGCACCCCAAAUCCUCCUCCACUCAAUCCUCUCUCGCUGCACGACCAAGUCGCGUUCCUCACCGACUUACAGCUUUUGCACUGGUGGCAGCCGCUGGAGAACGAGAGGCCCACGAACGAUUGCUCAUCAUGUCGAGCUUCAUUACCAACUUAUUUCCUUCUUCACAAGGAGGAAAGCACGACAAUAUCAUGCCCGUACCGCCUCCUCCUCUGCAUACUCGCUCGAGCCAAAAUGAAUCCUUCAACAACGAGCGGCCGAAUACCCCAAAUCGAAACAGCUUCAUCACUCCAGUCUCGACUCCGCAGGGCAGCCCGAGCAAGAAUCGAAACCCCCCUGGUGCUAAUGACCUGCCAGUCGCUUUUGAGAGCUCCCUGAAACUUACGGCAAAUACCUUUGGCAGCCCAACGAAGGGUGGCCGCUCGCAGGCAGGCACUCCGUUAUCCCUGGGGAGGAGUAACGCAUUGGCGAUUGACGAUUCCUAUUUCGGCAACUCUCCAGGCAAUAUUGAUGAUAGCAUCAUCCACAAAUCAGCUGCGAUUUCUCCUGGUAGCCCACUGCGGAAACAGGGCAAGGAAAACACACCUCCGACCUCCAGACAAGGCCUCGAGUCAAGCGCCCAAAACCAAGCAGCCAUCUCGAGGCAGGAGCUUUAUCAGCCACGAGAGCAGCAACCUACGAAGAAGUACAACACGCAGCGAGGCUUGACUGCAGACGAGCUGGAGAUUCUGAGCAAGCCCAAUGUCAAACGACUCGCCAACGUCACACAGCUCUAUUUCCUAGAUUACUAUUUUGAUCUCUUGACCUACGUCAGUGCUCGCCAGAACCGCCUUAAUCACUUCAAAGCCGAAUUCCCCGAGCCUCCUGCUACUGACGAAGAAACAUACAAUCCUGUCUGGUCAAAAUACGUUGGUAGAGAGCGCGCCAAUCUCCGAAAGCGUCGAGUUCGCCUUCGGCAAGGCGACUUUCAGAUCCUCACGCAAGUUGGACAAGGUGGAUAUGGUCAAGUUUUCCUUGCGCAGAAAAAGGACACUAGGGAAGUCUGUGCGUUGAAGGUUAUGAGUAAGAAGUUGCUAUUCAAGCUGGACGAAAUUCGACAUGUUCUUACGGAGCGUGAUAUUUUGACCAAUGCUAAGAGCGCGUGGCUCGUUCGGUUACUCUACUCGUUCCAGGAUGAUAAGAGCAUUUAUUUGGCAAUGGAGUAUGUACCUGGUGGGGACUUCCGAACACUGCUCAACAAUACUGGUGUCCUUGCAAACCGCCACGCCCGUUUCUACAUUGCGGAAAUGUUCUGCUCUGUCGAUGCCUUGCACCAACUUGGCUACAUCCAUCGAGAUCUCAAACCUGAGAACUUCCUAGUUGAUUCAACAGGCCACGUCAAGCUUACGGACUUCGGGCUUGCUGCUGGAUUCCUUGCUCCGGGCAAGAUUGAAUCCCUGCGAGUGAAGUUGGAAAAGGUUGGAGAAACAUACGUCCCAUUUGGCAAGCCAAUGGAUCAGCGGACUGUCGCCGAGCGUCGGGAAGGAUAUCGAUCGAUGAGGGACAGAGACGUCAAUUACGCGAAGUCAAUCGUAGGAUCUCCUGAUUAUAUGGCCCCUGAAGUUCUCAAGGGUGAAGAGUACGAGUUUUCGGUCGACUAUUGGAGUCUUGGUUGCAUGCACUUUGAGGCCUUGACUGGAUUCCCACCUUUCGCCGGUGCCACAGUUGAUGAGACUUGGAAGAAUUUGAAGCAUUGGAGAGAGGUUUUGAAGCGACCAGUCUGGGAGGACCCCAACUAUUUCAUCAGCAAUCGCACCUGGAAUUUCAUCACGAGCUGUAUCGCAUCCAAGACAAAGCGUUUUUCCUCUAUCAAGGACGUCUACGAGCAUCAAUAUUUUGCUGAGGUUGAUUGGAAGACUCUUCGAUCUCAAAGAGCUCCUUUUGUUCCUGAACUCGACUCCGAGACCGACGCUGGCUACUUCGACGACUUCAGCAAUGAAGCGGAUAUGGCCAAGUACAAGGAGGUUCAUGAUAAGCAGACUGCCCUAGAAAAUAUGGCUGAUAGAGAUGACCCGAUGAGCAAGAGCUUAUUCGUCGGAUUUACAUUCAGACACCGCAAACCAACGACCGAGGAAGGGGGCAAGUCAAGUCCGAGAAAACCCAUCGCUACUGAUGGGACCUUUGGUACGAUGUUGUGAUGAAUUGAUGCAUGUGUCGAUGCCUAUUUCGCUUCUAUUGUGCGUUAUGGUUCAUUGACGGCGCGUGUGUGUGUGUGUGGGUGGAGCACUAGAGGAGCGGUAUUUGCAGUGGAGCAAGUGCAAAGCGUUAUGCCAAAAUGAUUGCUGCGUUGACGGUCAGUCUUCUGAGAUUAUAUCUACUUUUUCGGGUUCUGUUUGGAGUUCAAGAUGAGCUGUGCUGGGCAUGCAGGCUGUGUCUGUACUAAUGGCUAUGAAUACAAUUGAUGACUUUAUCUUGUAUGGGUGUUGAUUUGGAUGUCUCUGAUUAAUCCUCGC